Messenger RNA from Adineta steineri, 201 nucleotides. Lineage: Eukaryota; Metazoa; Rotifera; Eurotatoria; Adinetida; Adinetidae. The record is from the annotation of a GenBank genome assembly.
AUGAAUGGACUUUAUUUUUUUUGUUUCUAUAGUUCGCAUGUAUUUAUGUCCUUACCAACACAUCUGACCAGUAAUGCUUCUCAAUUGCCUUUUUUCUGUUCAUCAAAUUCACUUGUAUUCUAUCUCGAUGAUCCCACUACAUUCUCCCAGGUGUUAACACUUUAUAAUCCAUACGACUUUGCUGUUCGUUAUAAGGGUAAA